Lycium barbarum (goji berry) is the source of this 990-nucleotide messenger RNA. RefSeq names its product peroxidase N-like. Gene Ontology annotation, biological process: hydrogen peroxide catabolic process; response to oxidative stress. The transcript is spliced from 4 exons. Lineage: Eukaryota; Viridiplantae; Streptophyta; Magnoliopsida; Solanales; Solanaceae. The record is from RefSeq and is a predicted model, not a curated record. Bases 1 to 990 code for a protein of 329 amino acids. Gene Ontology annotation, molecular function: peroxidase activity; heme binding.
AUGAGGAAACCAUGCAGCCUUACUUUAUAUUCUCUCUUUGUGAUUUUCCUGAUCAUGUUUGUAGUCGUAAAUUCUCAAUUAACUGCUGAUUUCUACGCAAAAACAUGUCCAAAUGUCCUGAAAAUUGUUCGUAAAGAAGUUCAGAGCGCGAUCAAGAAUGAAAUGAGAAUGGCAGCUUCUUUGCGUCGCCUUCAUUUUCACGAUUGCUUCGUCAAUGGCUGUGAUGCAUCAGUGUUGCUGGAUGGGAAUAGUAACACAAGCGAAAAGUUUGCAGCAGCGAACUUGAACUCUGCAAGAGGUUUUGAAGUGAUAGAUAAGAUUAAGAAUGCUGUUGAAGAUGCAUGCAGUGGAGUUGUUUCCUGUGCUGAUAUACUUGCUAUAGCUGCUAGAGAUUCAGUCCUACUAAGUGGAGGACCAACAUGGAAAGUGCAAUUGGGAAGAAGGGAUGGAUUAGCUGCUAACAUAUCAGGAGCAAGCACUGCACUUCCAGCUCCUAUUGACCCGCUCAAUACUAUCAUUUCAAAGUUCCAAGAUGUUGGACUCAACAUUACUGAUGUUGUCAGCUUAUCAGGUGCUCAUACAAUUGGGCUGGCAAAGUGUGCAACCUUUGAUAACAGAUUAAUAAACUUCAGUGGAUCAGGUGGACCAGACACAACCCUAGACAGCAGCCUAGUGAGUGAACUCCAGAAUUUGUGCCCUUCCACUAGUGAUGGAAACAACACUGCAUCUCUUGACAGGAACUCCACUGACGUAUUUGACAAUCACUAUUUCAAGAACUUGCUCAAUGGAAGAGGUCUUCUUGAAUCUGACCAAAUCUUGUAUUCUAGUGAUGCUGCCCUAGCUACAACAAAAACCUUGGUUGAAACUUAUAGUAAUAGCUCUAGUCUAUUCUUUAGUGACUUUGUUAAUUCCAUGAUUAAGAUGGGAAAUAUUAGCCCUCUCACUGGAUCAGAUGGGGAGAUCAGAAAGAAUUGUAGGGUAAUUAGUUGA